Molecule: messenger RNA, 444 nt
Organism: Paraglomus brasilianum
Lineage: Eukaryota; Fungi; Glomeromycota; Glomeromycetes; Paraglomerales; Paraglomeraceae
Source: the annotation of a GenBank genome assembly
AUGGAAAACCUAAACGAUGAACAAUGCCUGAUAAAGUAUACAAUUAGUGAUCUUGGCAUGGCUUUAGCAAUGAUUCAGCGGUUUGUGCUUGAAGAGGCAAAGACAAUCAAAAAAAUCUUACAUUGGUCGGAAAGCGACCCCGACCCCACAGCAAAUUUACCCGCCUUACCUGUGCAUCUUGAGAAGAGAACGAAAUUUCGCGAACGCACACCUGAAGCAGGUGAUGGCAGGUUAACAGAAAUGGUUGGCGACAUGUCAGAAACAGAAUUAUUCAAUAUGCAAAUUCGCAAAAAGUUAAAAUUGUUAAGAGAUUGGUAUGAUAUAGAUCAACAGUCAUAUGUAGACCAACUUCUUAGACAGUUCGGUGAUGAUUAUGAAAAUCCACAGACUCUAUCAGCCCGCGAAACCACUCAGGCGUCGUCGUUGGUGAUAGGUUUUUCUUGA